This is a messenger RNA of Peromyscus eremicus (cactus mouse), 660 nucleotides long. It is a transcript of the gene Cideb, whose product is annotated as cell death inducing DFFA like effector b. Lineage: Eukaryota; Metazoa; Chordata; Mammalia; Rodentia; Cricetidae. The transcript has 5 exons. The record is from RefSeq and is a predicted model, not a curated record. The coding region runs from base 1 to 660 and encodes 219 amino acids. Gene Ontology annotation, biological process: apoptotic process; regulation of apoptotic process.
AUGGAGUACCUUUCAGCCUUGAACCCCAAUGGACUGCUGAGGUCAGUAUCCACUGUGGGCUCUGAACUUGGCCGUAGGGUCUGGCACUCAGCUCCACCACCUCAGCGACCCUUCCGUGUCUGUGAUCACAAGCGGACAGUCCGGAAAGGACUGACAGCUGCCACCCGCCAGGAGCUACUAGAAAAGGUACUGGAGACCCUGCUGUUAAGUGGAGUGCUAACGCUGGUACUGGAGGAGGAUGGGACCGCCGUGGAGAGUGAGGACUUCUUCCAGAUGCUCGAGGAUGACACAUGUCUGAUGGUGCUAGAGCGAGGACAGAGCUGGAGUCCCAGGAGUGGGAUGUUGUCAUACGGCCUAGGACGGGAGAAGCCAAAACAUAGCAAGGACAUCGCCCGAAUCACCUUUGAUGUGUACAAGCAAAAUCCUCGAGACCUCUUCGGCAGCCUCAACGUCAAAGCUACAUUCUACGGGCUCUAUUCCAUGAGCUGUGACUUUCAAGGAAUUGGACCCAAAAAAGUGCUCAGGGAGCUCCUUCGUUGGACUUCCUCACUGCUGCAAGGCCUGGGUCAUAUGCUGCUGGGAAUUUCGUCUACCCUUCGCCACGUGGUGGAGGGUGCUGAGCGGUGGCAGUGGCACAAGCAGAGUCACCUCCACUCAUAA